Molecule: messenger RNA, 4988 nt
Organism: Vicia villosa (hairy vetch)
Lineage: Eukaryota; Viridiplantae; Streptophyta; Magnoliopsida; Fabales; Fabaceae
Exons: 2
Coding region: 455-1567 (370 amino acids)
Molecular function (GO): catalytic activity
Source: RefSeq, a predicted model, not a curated record
GAAGGGGACGACCGCCGAAGAAAAAGGCAACUUAGUCGCCGGGAAAUAGCAGCGCAACGGUGGAAGGGUCACCGGUGGGAGGACAACGGGAAGUGGCUGAAGAAGUAGUAGUGGUUGAGGAAGAUACGGAGGAGACGGAUGAUGCUAUUUUUGGGGAAUCAAAAAACCCUAAAAUCGCGACUGAGGAGAAGACAAGGGAGGGGAAGGAGGUGAUAGGCUAUGGGUGGAUGUGAUUCGUGGUAACAGGAAUUCAUCUAAUGGCAUUCAGCUUCAAUACUAUGCUCCAAAACUCAAUGAUGGGGUUAAGGAAGUCGAAAUUAAGGAUGAGGAUGUUGAAUCGGAGCUUUGGUUUUGGGAUACGACGUUGAUCAUGUAUGUGAUAGGGGCUAAUUUGAGUAUGAAUGCUGUGAAAAACUACAUGAGUAAGACAUAGAAUUUUGUGGCACUGCCUGGGAUGUUCUUCAAUGAUGAAGGAUACUUCAUUCUGAAGUUCAAAUCGUAUGCAGAUAUGGAUAAAGUCAUGAUGAAGGGUCCAUACACUAUCCACAAUGCGCCUAUGGUAAUUAUGGAAUGGAGACCAAAUUUCUCGAUGGAAAAGGAUAUGCUCAGAACGAUGUCAAUUUGGAUUAAACUUCUGCAGUUGCCUUUGUAUCUAUGGGGUGAAAGGAGCUUGGGAAAUAUUGGUAGUAUGAUUGGCACGCCUUGGUUUACGGAUGAAUGCACUGCAGGAAAGCUGAGAGUUACAUACGCGCGAAUAUUGGUUUUGGUUGAUGUUACACAAAAACUUUGUGAAGAGGUUGUCAUCAAAGAUCAGAAAGGCGAGAGGCGUAAGCAGAAAGUGAAGUACGAGUGGAGACCUAAAUUCUGUGAACGGUGCCAGAAAGUUGGGCAUGUGUGUAAUAAUGGUCUGAAACUGUCCAUAAAUAAUUGGCAGCCAAAUCUGCAGACUGAGGAACUUAAGGAAGAUACAGUUGAGGAUCCUAGUCAGGAAACUCCAGCAGUUCAGGUUGAGCAGCUCCAUACAUCUCUUGAAGAUGAGAAGUGGACAGAGGUCAAUAGGAAAACAAGAACUCGUGGAAAAGAGGAUGGUAACCAGUUGGAGCUGCGUUUUGUUAGAGAUACAAGCCAAUUUAUUCACUGUGGGGUGUAUAAUAAUGCUAGUGAUUUUCUUUACUGGCUGACGACUAUAUAUGCCCUUAACCAAAUUGACAAGAGAAGAGUAUUGUGGAAAGAUAUUGAUAAUCUUGGUAAACCUCAGCAGGGACCUUGGAUGCUUAUGGGGGACUUUAACAAUGUCCUGAGUACACAGGAUAUAUGUGGGGGGAGUCUUGUUAGAGAGUGGGAGUUUUCUAAUUUGAGGGAGAUGAUGGCCAACAGUGAUAUGUUUAAAAUUGAUAGUAAGGGAGACAGAUUUACCUGGUUCAACAAACAUGCAGAUGGGGUCAUUUAUACUAGAAUUGAUAGAGCUAUUACUAACAUGAACUGGCUGCAGGUUUAUGGGGAUUUGAUUUUGUAUGUCCUUGAGCCUGGAGUUUCAGACCAUGCUCUGCUCUGCAUCAGAGCUUAGGAGGAUAAGACGAGGAUGAAAAGCAACUUCAAAUUCAUUAAUUUGGUUAUUGAUAGACCUGAGUUCUUAUCAGAGGUAAGGAAUAACUAGAUGAAAGGUGUUGUUGGCAGUUCUACAAGAUUCUUUGGCAGAAACUCAUGAGGUUACAAUAUGUGAUUAAGAAGCUCAGUAGACCCCUAUUAGGGAUUAAGCAGCAAAUAGAAAAAGAGAGGGAAAAUUUGCAGAUUAUGCAAAAUUUGUUGAGUCAGGACAGAUUGAAUACAUCUUUUAUCCAGAGGGAAAAGCAAAGUACUGAGAAAUUAUUGGAAUAGAAUGAUAUGGAUGAAUAUAUUUUGAGGCAAUGGGCUAAAAUUAACUGGAUUAGGUUGGGGGACGAUAAAAAUUCGUAUUUCCAUGCUACGCUCAAGAGCAAGCAAAAGAACAACAGAAUCCACAGGCUGUAUAGAGAGGAUGGUAUGAUGCUUGAUAACCAGAGUGAUAUUGAAGAGGAGAUUCUUCAGUUUUAUGGGAAACUCAUAGAGUCUGUUGCUGACACUAGCGAGGGGGUUGAUAUCAAGGUCUUAAGGAGAGGGAGUCAGCUAGAUAUGGUGCAAAGAGCACAACUUGUGCAACCUAUUACAAGCUCUGAACUGGAAGAUGCCCUGAGGAGUAUUGGUGUUAAUAAGAGCCCCGGGGUGGACGGGUAUGGUGCGAAAUUUUUCAAACACACGUGGAGUAUUAUUAAAGCUGAUGUUACUGACUGUGUUAUGGAGUUUUUCAACAGAGGUACUAUGGAUAAGAGGUUUAAUAGAACCCUUGUGACCCUUAUACCUAAACAUGACCAGGCAAGAACCAUUAGAGAAUACCGGCCCAUUUCGUGAUGCACUACUGUAUAUAAAUUGAUUUCUAAAGUCUUGGCUAACAGGCUGGGAAAUGUUCUGAGUUAUCUUGUAAGCAAGAAUCAAGCUGCAUUUGUGCCGGGGCAACACAUUCAUGACCAUGUCCUUUUAGCUUAUGAACUAGUGAGAGGAUACAUUAGAAAGGGUGGGAUGCCUCGGUGCAUGCUUCAAAUGGAUACUCAGAAAGCUUACGACUCCGUAUAUUGGAAAGCUUUGAGGACUAUCCUUGAGGAAGUUGGUAUACCUAGAAAAUUUAUUGGUUGGGUUAUGCAGGCAGUGGAGAUCGUGAGCUACCAAUUCAACGUUAAUGGUUGUCAUUCGAAAGUCUUAGAGGCCAAACGUGGGUUGCGCCAAGGGGACCCAAUUUCCCUGAUGUUGUUUGUCUUAGUUAUGGAGUAUCUCCAUAGAAAGCCGGAGGGUUUACAUUGUAUCCCUGAGUUCAACUUCCCUAGUAAGUGUAAAAGACUCAAGAUUGUGGACAAUUUGUUUGCGGAUGAUCUUCUCUUGUUCUCGAGGGGUGAUGAGAUUUCUGUCAAGCUUUGAUGAAACGAUUCAAUGAGUUGUCUAGACCUACGGGCUUAGUGGCGAACCCUGCUAAAUGUAACAUAUAUUGUGGUGGCAUGGAGAAUGAUAUGGUGCAGAAACUCUGUGAUAUAACUGGUUUUUCUAAUGGUAGUUUCCCUUUCAGAUAUCUGGGUAUUCCCCUUCAGAGCAAGAAGUUGUCUAAUACUCAGUGCUUGAGUUUGGUGGACAAAGUGACGACUAAGUUGCAGCAUUGGAGUGCUCAUAUGCUCAGUUAUGUCGGGCGGAUUCAGCUGAUAAACAAUGUAAUUUUUAGCAUCAUAAAUUAUUGGUUUUAGUGCAUGCCGGUCCCAAAGGGUGUAAUUCAUCGGGUUGAAGCGUUGUGCUGGCCGUUCUUGUGGACUGGAAAAAGUGUGAUUCCAGAAAGUCUCUAGUCGCAUGGAGCAAAAUUUGCGAGCCCAAGUGCCAAGGAGGGAUGAAUGUGAUUGACUUUGAGAGGUGGAACGGUGCUUGUAUGUUGAAGUUGCUUUGGUACCUUCAAACAAAAGCUGACAACCUCUAGGUCAGGUGGAUACAUGCUUAUUAUGUUAAGAGUGAUCAAGUGAUGAGUGUCCCGGUGAAGCAUUCGUGUUCAUGGAUAUUGAAAAGUAUCCUCAGCAGGAGGCACCAAGUUGUAGGGCUACCACAGUGGAAUAAUAUGAUCAGAGAUGGCAAAUUCAAGACUAGCAAUAGUUAUUAUGAGCUGAUGGAAGUUAAACAAAAGGUGCCGUGGCAGAAAAUUUGGUAUGAUUCUGAAGCUUCUCCCCGUGCUCUGUUUAUACUUUGGAUUGCGUGCCAUAAGCGGUUAGCAACAAAGGACCGUCUGCGCACUAUUGGUUUGAUUACACAGGAGGACUGCAAGUUCUGUAUAGAAAAGGAAAGCAUCCAACACCUUAUUUUCCAGUGCAUAAGCAUGCACACCAUUUGGAGAGGGGUGCUGAAGUGGGUGGGUUUUGAUCAUAAGCCACUUAAUUGGGAUCAAGAGGUGGGGUGGAUGAUUAGGAUCAGCAAGGUCAAAGGUUGGCGAACAAAAAUUCUUCGUACAACUUUUGCGAAAACGGUAUACACAUGUUGGUUGUAUAGAAACAGGAAAGUCUAUAGAAAGGAUAGUAAUGGUAUAGAUCAUAGAGAUAUAGAAAAAGGAAAUAUAUAAAGGGUUGUAUGUAGAUGUUAGCAAAAUAGGAAGCUACGUGAGUAUGUGGCUCUUUUGAGCCUUUAGGUGGGUGUUGUUUGUCGUGUGGGCUGGACCCUAUGGGUCGCUUCUUAUACUAGCUGUUUUUUUGAAUAUAUAUAAUACCUUAUUUAUCAAAAAUUCAUCUUUUUUUUUCCUUCCAUUUUCCUCCCUCAGAUUCAACUCAGAAAAAGAAAAUAAAUUAAAAAUUACCACCACUACCACAAUCAUCAUCAUCAAUUUAAUCUCCGGUCAUUGAUGGAUCUCAGAUUUUUCCAUAUGAUGAUUAUGAAGGUUCUAUUUCAUGAUGUGAUUAAAAUCUGUUAGUGAAUCUUCCGAAUCGUAGUGUUAUUAUACUACAAAUUUUUGGAGGUUAUUUAAAUUCAGCUCCAUUCUAGAAUGAAUGAGAAUAGUGAAGUUUUUGGAGGUCAUCGAGUUGGAUUUAUUUAUGCAUAGGAAAGUUUUUGUUUUGUUUAUUCUAAUUAUACUACAAAUUUUGGAGCCAUGUGCUUUACUUUACAUUUGCUAUUAUUUAUUUUAGGGUUAAUAGCCGUUUACCUCCCUGUCAUAUAGGCGAGUUUUGAUUUACCUCCUUUAAAAAAAAAUUAGAUUAUCUAACUAUAAUUUUUAGGCACCCUCUAAGCGUGUAAAAACCAGGGGGUAAAUCAAAAAGUAAUUUUUUCUCUUAAGGGACAAAAGACUUAGAAUUUUAAAAUUAUAGAGGAGUAAUCCAAAACUUUUUUUUAAAGGGAAUAAAUCAAAAUUCGCCUAUACGGCAGGGAAUAAAUGGCUAUUAACACUUUAUUUUAUU